This is a messenger RNA of Poeciliopsis prolifica (blackstripe livebearer), 5228 nucleotides long. RefSeq names its product endoplasmic reticulum metallopeptidase 1. The coding region runs from base 367 to 3036 and encodes 889 amino acids. Gene Ontology annotation, molecular function: metalloexopeptidase activity. The record is from RefSeq and is a predicted model, not a curated record. The transcript has 16 exons. NCBI's taxonomy places the organism in Eukaryota, Metazoa, Chordata, Actinopteri, Cyprinodontiformes, Poeciliidae. Gene Ontology annotation, biological process: proteolysis.
UCCUAUGGACGUUAGUCUUGUUUACAUUGUGACCUUUAGUUGUUGUGCAUUUCAACCAAAUCACUUUUACAAUUCUGCUCAUGUGCAAACAGAGCCCGUUUGCACAUAAAUGGAUCUCAUAAUGAGCACAGCUUUCCUGCGAAGGCCUCACAGGUUUGUUAGAAAACAACAAACUUAAGACAGAAAACUUUUAACAAGACGAUCAAGGAACAAGCCAGAAAGGAGUUGUGUACUAUUUGCCUCCUUUUGAUUCACGCGCCGCCCUCCCCCUCCGUUCGAUUUGUCCCACACUGCGAUCCGUCGGUCGUCCAGGCGAAAUCGCUUCGGUGUGGCUGCAGAUGAACGGCUGGUUGGGAGGGGGAAAAAAUGGAAAGCGACACGGCCGUCCGGAGAAUAAAACCCUCCGGGACUGGGCGCAGCGGCGCGGAGGACGGAGACGGAGCCUGCGGCCGGAACCGCGAGGACAACGGCUACGGCGGCGACCCGAAGAGGAAGCCCGAAGUGAGGCUGCUGUUACUGCGGGAAGGACUGGCGGCUGCGCUGCUCUCUGGGUUUGUUUUGCUGCUGUGGGGACUCGUUCAUCUGUCGCUGCAGCAGCUUGUCAUCGGGAAGCCGAGCGGAGAGUUUAACGCGGAGAGAGCGAGGCGACACUUGGAGCAGAUCACCGGCGUCGGCCCUCGGCCGGUCGGCAGCCAGGAGAACGAGGUCCUGACGGUGGGCUACCUGUUGGAGCAGAUAGAGGACAUCCGGGCGAGGACGGCAGCGGGGCCUCACCGGGUCACCGUGGACGUCCAGCGCCCCACCGGCUCCUUCUCCAUCGACUUUCUAGGAGGCUUCACAAGUUUCUACGACCGAGUCACCAACAUCGCAGUGAAGCUUGAGCCCAAACGUGGAGCCCAGCACCUCAUGCUCGCCAACUGUCACUUUGAUACCGUGGCCAACAGCCCAGGUGCCAGUGACGAUGCGGUGAGCUGUGCUGUGAUGCUGGAAGUCCUCCACGAUCUGGCCAACCAGUCCACUCCUCUCCACCACGGCGUUGUCUUCCUCUUCAAUGGAGCCGAGGAAAAUGUCCUGCAGGCCAGCCAUGGUUUUAUUACCCAGCAUCCCUGGGCCAAACAAGUUCGUGCUUUCAUUAACUUGGAGGCUGCAGGCGUUGGCGGCAAGGAAGUCGUUUUCCAGACAGGGCCGGAGAACCCGUGGCUCGUCCAGGCUUACGUUCACGCGGCCAAACACCCCUUCGCCUCGGUGGUCGGACAGGAGGUCUUUCAGAGCGGAGUCAUUCCCUCCGACACAGACUUCCGUAUUUAUAGGGACUUCGGAAACAUCCCAGGCAUCGAUCUUGCGUUCAUUGAAAACGGUUUUAUCUAUCACACCAAAUACGACACGGCCAACAGAAUACUGACAGACUCCAUCCAGAGAGCCGGUGACAACAUCUUGGCUGUUUUGAAGCACCUGGUAAUGUCAGAGAAGCUGGCAGACUCCUCAGAGUAUCGGCACGGGAACAUGGUGUUUUUCGACCUGCUGGGGAUGAUUGCCAUUGCGUAUCCAGCUCGCGUUGGCACCAUCAUCAACUACAUGGUCGCCGCAGCCACCUUCCUGUAUCUAGCCAAGAAGGCGUCUCUGCCCGGCAAUCGAGGUGGGCGUUAUGUUCGGGACCUGGCCUGUGCCACGGGCGUGGCGGUGCUGGGCUGGUUCGUCACUCUGCUGUCGGUGCUCAUUGUUGCUCUUCUGAUCACUCUGCUGGGACGCUCCAUGUUUUGGUACACUCACUUUUAUGCUGCCAUCUGCCUGUACGGAGCUGCAGCCACCGGGAAAAUGAUUCUCAUCCACACACUGGCCAAAAACCUUUACUACGGAGGGGUCCGUCUGGUGGAGCUGGGCGAUCUGUAUUUUGACGUGAGCUUGCUGCUCUGGUGCUGUAGCCUGGUGUGGCUCACCCAGCGGGGUUUGUGUUCAGCCUACGUUCCGAUGCUGAUGGUGGCCUUCCCCCUGGUCACCAGGCUUCUGCUGACGAAGGAAUUUAAACACAGAGGAGCAUCACUGAAGUACAGCGGUCUGUAUCUUUUGGGCCUGGCGCUUCCCUUUGUCCACUUCAUGUUCCUCAUCUGGGUGGUGUUUGAGAUUUUCACCCCCAUCAUGGGCCGCAGCGGCACAGAGAUCCCCCCUGAGGUGGUGAUGGCCUCUUUGGUCACUUUGGCAAUCGUUUUCCUCUCCUCUUACUUUCUGCAUUUUGUCUAUUUGGUGAGGAGCACUAAGUGGAUCCUGGCAGCUCUGGGCUCGGUGUUCGUUGUUACGUUCCUGUUGGUGUCAGCCGGCCUCUUCUUUCCUUACUCCGGGAAUCCAAACAGCCCCCGACCAAAGAGGAUAUUCCUGCAGCACACGACUCGGACCUUCCACAACUUGCAGGGCCAGGUGGAGAGCAGAGACUCUGGCAUCUGGAUCAACAGCUUCGACUUCACCGCAAUUCAGCACAUCACGCCUCAGAUCCCCGAGAUCAACGACAGCAUCCGGACCCGCUGCCGAGAGGACCGGCCCUUCUGCGGUUACCCCUGGUUCCUGCCUGUGAAGUUCCUCGGCAGGAAGAACUGGUACCUUCCCGCCCCGGAAGUGUCUCCUGGUUCUCCGGUGGAUUUCAGCCUUAUGUCCAAGGAGGAGACGAGCUGGGGAACUGUCAAGAUGACUUUCAGUGUCAAAGGGCCCAGCCACAUGUCUCUGUAUCUGAUGCCUCACAGAGGAGCCAGUCUGUCCACCUGGUCUCUCGGUGACGGGACGCCUCAGUUUGACCUGAAUGGAGAAUACUUUGUCUUUUAUUCCCACGGCCUCGAUGCCACGACAUGGACCUUUUGGUUUGAAAUACAGCCUCCAACAGAACCAGAUCCAGCCGGCACCGAGGGGAUGAUCUCCGUUGCCAUAUCGACGCACUAUUUCUUCGGCGAAGACCAACGGACUGCUCAGCUGGAGGAAAUCCUCCGGAAGUUUCCCACCUGGGCUUUCCCCUCCUCCUGGGUCAGUACCUACGACAUGUACCGGUACUGAGAGCAUCGCUACUGAAACAGAGGAGCGGCGGCGGCCCACUGAGACAGCUCAGAGAACGAAUCUGCUGCCUUUUCCACUAAUACCCGCGCUGCGUGCCGCCCUACCUGAGAGAGAGACCUCCAUCACUGUGUCGGCGGGCUGAGCAGCUGACUGAGCAGCAUCGGUGCCCAGGCCACCACAAGCCUCAUGCUCUCUACUGGGUUAGUGAAACAAAGGAGUCUUAAGUUUGAUUUUGCCUUUUUUUUUUGUACUCAGCUGUGCCUUUGAUUUCCACGCUCUCUCGCUCUUCUCUCCUCACGUUUCGUCCCUCUCACGCGCAAGCGGCGAUUCGCACCGCAUGUGUAAGUCGCUCUGUUCACCAGCAAACCUCCCGGGCUGCCGCCACACUAAACGUGCCUCUGGAUCGGCUGCAGAUGUCUGUACCGUCCUGGCGGGGAGACGCAAACCCGCUCUCAUGUCGGCUCCUUUUUACAAAGUGGAAAAAAAAACAACAACAAAAGGAGCUAAUCGUGCACUCCGUCAAAUAUAUGUUGCAAAUCCCGACGACUAACCGUGAGACUCCUUGUUGUUCCUUCCUGUCCUGCAGAUUUAAAGCAAACAACAUCCACAGGUUUAAAUGAGAAAUGGGAAUAUCUGCUCAGGCUGUCAACAGGCCUGCAGCAAAAUCAUAAAGAACUGACCGACGUGUCAGUGCUUCUAAAAGUUCACUAGAAAAGAUAUUCAGAUGCCAGCUUUAGCAGAGUCAGAUAGAAAUGAAGAGAAUCCCUUCUUUGUUUUUAUUUUUUUAAAUGCAUUCCUUGAGUUUUUCGGUAGCAAAGCUCUCCUGUUCUGUUCCACACCGAAGUGACGCUUACUAACGUUUCAUCUUGCUUUAACGUUACUUUUCUUAAACCUGAUUGGCCUUCAUGGGGUCUGCGGCAGGCCCAGCGACUUUCUGAUCCUUAACUGGAUUUGUUUUGUUCCACUUGAUUGUUCUGUUGUCUCUUUCUGACUCCAAAUGAAUCUAAGCAAUGAGAAAGUUAUGUAUAUUAGUUAUAACCUAAUUAAGUUCUUUAAUAGAAUGGUGAAAGUUUAGUGAGCUUUCUACAAGUUUGCACAUUUAAUUAGGAAACACUACAGCAAAAACAUUCUUUGUUUUAAUGUCAUUACCUUUGCUCCUCACAUUAGUGGAUGGCUAUUUUACUACAAUUUGUUCACUAAUAUAAUAUUUUGUGGAUUGUAGCUUUGAAUAAGUAGCUCCAGUUAUUCAAGGUAAAAAAAAAGAAAGAAAGAAAGAGAAGCAAAUUUGUAGAUUCCUGAAAUUAAGAAAAUAAAUUAUACUCCUUUUUAAUUUGAUCUUUCUAAAAAUGGCUAUAUAUUUUAUGGAACAAAUAUAAUUCAGCGUAAUUGUUAGAUCGGAUCUGAUGCAUUUCGUUAAAAUCCAUAAAUAUUGCAUCACUCGUCAUGUGAUAUUUGACAUUUCUUUGUCAUACAGAUUCAUUCUUUUUGCCGAGGAAGAUUUACAGGCUGUUUGUUGGCUUGUUUCAGCUCCUCGUCCGAAACGACCGAAAACAUUCAUAUGCGAAUCUUAAAUCCUGUUGUUAAUUUUAAAAUGACCUGCUGUGACCAGGCCAUAAUUAAACUUUGAGGACAUAAGGUGUGCGUGAAUGUAAAACAAAAAUCCACCGGUGCCGCUGAAGGAAGCCUGUACGAUGUUUGGUGUUUUGGUUUCAUCUAAAUGUGGAGGAUCAUCUGUCUGAACAACAACUCGGCUAUGAACAGCCGCUCUAACCUUGAGACACAGCAAUCAACACCAUUAGUUAUUGAACCUGUUCCACUUUGAAUGUUAAUAGUUAGCAGGUUGAUGUUGUAGUUCUAAACUAAAUGAUCUGAUUCUCUUCAAGUCCUGCAUUCACAGAGAUCAUGCACUGAUGUGUUACCUCCACCUUUCAAGCUGAAGCUUUGGGGAAAUGUGAUUUAUUUUUGUUUAUUUAGCUGCUUUCAUGCAGAAUAGAUGGCAGGACAGAACGGGGCCUUAAGUUUUCUGCUUUCGAAGGACGCACCGAAAGUUUUCGAGAUUCUAGUUGGUUUGCAAAUGUUGGAGAUUAAAAUCUCCCCCCUUGGUUCAUGUUGAGGUUUUUAUACUUCUGCCUGGAACGCAUGACAUUCUGCAGCAGAUUUAGUUAGGCCCGAGCAGCUAAGCGCUGCGAAGG